UAGGACUUUUAACAGAGAAAAAUUACUCCUUAUAUUUAUCUUCGUAAUCUAAUAUUUUUUUUUUUUAAAUAUAUUGAAUUAUGCUUGAGGUUGAGUUGCGACGGUUGAGUGAUGAUGAUUUUGCGUUGUUGAGAGAAGCGAUUAAGGCUGAAACAUGAAGGAGAACCAGCAUCCCCAAACUGAAGAAAUUAUGCGCCCAGGAAAUCUUCCGAAAUUGGUCAAAAUCAACAAACAGACGUACACGUUGAAGGAAAAGCUGACUAGUGAACCUCUGCCUGGAAUAAUGCCAGAUAAAUACAGUCAUGUUAAAGCCAAAGUUGACUCAGGGCUAACCAAGAAUAAUAAGGAGGUGGCACCUGCCGAGCCCACGGACACCCCGCCCGAUUCAUGCCUAGCACUGACGCCCCAGGAGGUCACGCCAGCUGCCGAGGCACUGACGGCCCAGGAGGUGGCGUCAGCUGCCGAGGCACCGACGGCCGAGGAGGUGGCGCAGCCCUGCGGAAUAUCGGACGUCUUGGUCGAGGAUAAGUUUUUGAUGGAAGCUGCCCAACCAGCCGAGGAACCGGCGGCCCAUGAUGUGGCGGAAGCUGCCGAGGAGCCGGCGACCCAGCAGGCGGAGGAAGCUGCCGAGGAGCCGGCGACCCAGCAGGCGGAGGAAGCUGCCGAAGAGCCGGCGGCCCAGCAGGCGGAGGAAGCUGCCGAGGAGCCGGCGACCCAGCAGGCGGAGGAAGCUGCCGAAGAGCCGGCGGCCCAGCAGGCGGAGGAAGCUGCCGAGGAGCCGGCGACCCAGCAGGCGGAGGAAGCUGCCGAGGAGCCGGCGACCCAGCAGGCGGAGGAAGCUGCCGAGGAGCCGGCGACCCAGCAGGCGGAGGAAGCUGCCGAGGAGCCGGCGACCCAGCAGGCGGAGGAAGCUGCCGAAGAGCCGGCGGCCCAGCAGGCGGAGGAAGCUGCCGAGGAGCCGGCGACCCAGCAGGCGGAGGAAGCUGCCGAGGAGCCGGCGGCCCAGCAGGCGGAGGAAGCUGCCGAGGAGCCGGCGACCCAGGAGGUGGCGGCGCCACAACUGCCAGUUUACCGCCGUGACGACCAUGUCGUUUGUCCGUUUUGCAAUGAUCGCCUCUCAAACCCAUUCAACCUCAAUCGCCACUGCAGAAAUGUUCAUUCCGAGCACCCACCUCCAGAAACGUGUGGCUUGUCUCACCUUUGUCAUCUCGCAUUUGAGAACACCAGCGUUAUGCAGCUUCGCGGCUGACUACGGCUCUGGCGGCUUCCCAAGCUGAGUGUGAUCAUGAGGCCAAGCAGUAUUAAAAAUUAUAAUUUAUAAAAUGUUAAGUUUCCAGUAUCACUGGCCGAGGCGAUGCCGCGAUUCAUCCAACCAAUCAGAUUCAAGUCACGUGGUAAUGUGACGUCACAUUGAACGGCCCAGCUGGGUUGUCUAUAAAUUAAAAAUUUCGGUUUGUUGAUUAAGGAUUUAGGUAAAUCAAUUACGCACACAGACGUCACAGACUCGUCCCGAAUUUCACUAGCAAACAGGAAGCGCAGGAGCAAAAGCUGCAUUAUUUUUUACAAGUAUCAUUCCACAUUUAGUCGUCCCAGAGGCCAUGACUUAAUUCCUAGAGAAAAUAGGUGUGAUUUGGAUAAUACCCCGACCAUCCUGAGGCCUGAGGCGUCCUGUUUCUUAAUUUUAGGGAAUUUCGCUUUUUGCACUCUCCCCGGACCGGAGAUCCCGGAUGGAUAAUUAAUCAUAAUAAUGGAUAAGAUCUACGAGCUUUCUGAAAGCUCUCUUGAAAAAGGGGUGCCGGAUCUUCUGGAAACUGUAUUGUCCUUUUUACCUGAACAUUUGGAAGAGAACCUCUUUUUGGCACUUGUCUUUGUACUGUCCGUUGAAACCUUUGGCCGACAGACACCUUCAGUGCAGAAAAACGCUGAAGACUGGUUUUUGUUAGAAUUGAUGACACCAAAGACAUUCCAUCGAUGGACGUUUGCAAAUAAUGUGAACGUGACCAUUGAAUUUGUGCAGACGCCAAAUGGACUGAAUGCUCUUGUUUCUGGUGUGGUUAAGAACUUUGGCUGCAGCACCUGUUUACAAGUGACUGAGUAUGUGCCUGAUCCAAAGAACAAAAGAGUUCCUCUGAAGUUUGCAAAUCUUUGUGAUUUGUCUUCAAAAAUUAGAUCCAUGUUCUGGUUGUGCCGGAUUGAAUCUCUAUCAAUGACUGAGCAUCCGGACAAAACUGCUUUAGAGAACUUGCCUGAGCACAUCCUUGAAAGGAUCGCUUUCUUUUUGCCAAAGUUUAGACUUGGACAACUAAAAUAGAAAACUGACUGAAAUUAAGAUUUAUCCCAAAAUGUUGGGAAAGAAUUUGUAAAUACUGAAUUAAAUUGAUGAAGUGAAAAUAAAACCAGUAAUUUUCACUUGAUGGACUAGUCUUGUUUAUUUUGUAGAAAAUCUGUACAAAAUUGAAGCUCACAUUGAGAAUGAUUGGACUCAAAUUUUGUACUAUCUCAAAUUGGCACUGUUGGAUAAGAAAGUAAAAAAUGCUUCACCAGUGUAGUUUUCAAAGAGCACUAGUUUUUUAAAUUGCAUCAGUACGCUGAUAAUGCCACCGAUGCCCUGCAAAAACAUUUGCUAGUGGUUGGUGCCAUUUUGUCCAAAAUUUUUCUUAAUUUUAAAAACA
Neocloeon triangulifer is the source of this 2672-nucleotide messenger RNA. Its product is annotated as serine-aspartate repeat-containing protein I-like. NCBI's taxonomy places the organism in Eukaryota, Metazoa, Arthropoda, Insecta, Ephemeroptera, Baetidae. The transcript has 11 exons. The coding region runs from base 155 to 1249 and encodes 364 amino acids. The record is from RefSeq and is a predicted model, not a curated record.